UGUUUGGUGUCUCAGUGAGAGGACAUACGGACAGACUACAGCCAUGGGGAAUGAAGGAGUAACGUGUCUUAUGGUCUUUCUGAUUAUACUCAAUGUAUUUGGAGCUGCCGCAGGACUGGCAUUGAUGGCAGUGGCCAUUUGGGUGACUGUCGAUGCCUAUAAACUCUACCCAAUAUCAGGGGUAUCAGGGAAGGAUGAUAUCUUUGCUGGAGCUUGGAUAGCCAUCUUCACUGGCUUUGCCUACUUCUGCGUCUGCAUCUUCGGCAUCCUUGCAGCUCUGAAAAGAAAACGAUCAUUUAUGCUGGCGUAUCUGAUUUUGAUGUUCAUCGUCUUCAUAUUCGAGUGUGCAUCCUGCAUUACAGUGGUCACCAACAGAGACUAUCUGGUAGGUAACAGCAAUCUGGUGAAGAAGCAGAUGUUGAUGUACUACGGUGACAACAGUGAUGCAGGAAAUAAGAUCACCAACACAUGGAAUAAAGUCAUGCAGGAUGUGCAAUGUUGUGGAACAGACGGCCCACUGGACUGGAUUGAGUACAAUUCCAGCUUCAGGCAGAUGUAUGGCACCACAUACCCGUGGCCUCUUACCUGCUGCAAACGUCAAAGCACUUUUGACGUGUCUGACCCAGAAGGCUGCAAGAUUGGCCAGACCAGUGCAAUGUUCAACAAGGGUUGUUUCGGACACAUUGAAUUCUGGUUAAGCCGUUAUACCUGGGCAAUCGGCUGGUUAGGCUUCGCAAUACAAAUGUUCAUGUUCUUCCUCAUGAUAGUUGCCAUGGUGUACUACGUAAAGCUGGAAUAACGUGGAUGCUUCAACCAAACUUCUAAUGUACCUUACUAAGAAUGAAACCUUCUGGAAAUACACAGUCUUCAUGACUUCAGUCUUUUUUUUUUUUUUUUAUCCUUCUUGAUUUUGGAACAAUGACACAUCUUCACUAUGCCUGUCCACUACCAAUACAACUUUCAUCUGAGGCACAGUGAUACUGAACUAAGAUUGCACCACAUUUGAGAUGCUAAAUAUGUUAAAUAUAUGAUUUUUUUGUCUGUCAAGUGCUUGUAAAUGGUUUUUGUGUGUUCAGUGACCGACAUGUCACUGUUUAGUUUUUUUUAAUUAUUUUCACAUGGUAAUUGUUUUAGUUUUUUUUCUCACCCAAUUGUAAAAGAACAGUACAUUUCAUUUAAGGGUUUACUUUUGUGAGAUGCUUUCAGGACUGGCGAUCAUAAUAUUUGCAUAUGUUAUGCUAUGUUUAAAUCGACUAUAUUUAUGUUUGUACUGUUAGAACGUAUUAAUAAAUACACUAUA
This is a messenger RNA of Trichomycterus rosablanca, 1300 nucleotides long. It is a transcript of the gene upk1a, whose product is annotated as uroplakin 1a. The coding region runs from base 44 to 799 and encodes 251 amino acids. Gene Ontology annotation, cellular component: plasma membrane. The transcript is spliced from 7 exons. The record is from RefSeq and is a predicted model, not a curated record. NCBI's taxonomy places the organism in Eukaryota, Metazoa, Chordata, Actinopteri, Siluriformes, Trichomycteridae.